Molecule: messenger RNA, 2293 nt
Organism: Gadus morhua (Atlantic cod)
Lineage: Eukaryota; Metazoa; Chordata; Actinopteri; Gadiformes; Gadidae
Gene: asb6
Product: ankyrin repeat and SOCS box containing 6
Exons: 7
Coding region: 233-1573 (446 amino acids)
Biological process (GO): protein ubiquitination; intracellular signal transduction; positive regulation of protein catabolic process
Molecular function (GO): protein binding
Source: RefSeq, a predicted model, not a curated record
CCUGGUCUUUGGUAAAAAGGAAACCCCAGAUCAGAUACUACUUCUAUGGCCAAACCAGCCUUGUCUUAGUUAAACACAUUCAUAUUCAUAUCAUUUGAGCUCUUGGCCGACGGACGAUAUAUUAUUUUAUAUUAUAUUACUAAUAAUAUCACUCCGACUCCUAGGUCGUGUACGUUCGAGAGAGCACACAUUAAAACUACAGAAACCAUUCAAAUAAUUGUGUGGAGGAGAGAUGCCUUUUCUCCAUGGGUUCCGCAGGAUCGUUUUUGAGUACCAGCCACUAGUCGAUGCCAUUCUGGUGACUGUGGGGCUAGAGGAGGGAGCCAGUCGGGAUGAGGAGAGGUUUACUUUAAUCCGAGGCACCCAGCAGGUGGACCAGGGCUCUGUCUGCAGCUCCCUGGUGGAACUGCUGGACAGGGAGUCCACGUCCUCCGUGUUUGAGGAAGGGAUCAGCUAUGCUCUUUUUAAAGUGGCCGAACAGGGCCUUGUUUACGCAGCUGAGAUCCUGCUGCGCUACGGAGCCAAUCUGAACUUUGAAGACCCGGUGUCCUACUACAACCCGCUGCACAUCGCCGUGCUGAGGGGCCGGCCCAGCAUGGUGCGGCUGCUGGUGGGCCACGGGGCGGACGUCCAGAAGAGAGACCGGAUCCAUGAGAGUAGUCCCUUGGACCUGGCCAGUGAGGACUCGGACCGGCUGGCCUGUAUGCACACCCUGCUGGACAUGGGGGCGGAGGUGAACGCACAGGAUAAACUGGGUAAAACUGCUCUUCUGCACGCCCUGGCCAGCAGCGAUGGACUCACGGUGCACAACGCAGAGAACAUCCAGCUGCUUCUCCAGAGAGGCGCCGACGUCAACGCCACCACGGAGGCGGGCGAGUCGGCCGUGUCCUCGCUGGUCUUCCUCGUCAAAGAGUCCCUGGAGGCGGGCAGCGCGGAGGACGCCGCCCAGAUGGGUCGCUUCUGCGUGCGGGCCGCCGAGCUGCUGCUGGCCCACGGCACGGACGCCAGCCGCUGCCUCGUGGAGGACGGCGAGCCCUCGCUGACGCAGGCCAGCCUGGAGCACUUCGACCUGCUGCUGCCGCUGGCCACGCUGCUGCUGUACCGCGGCGCCGCCUUCGCCUGCUCCCGCCACGGCGCCGCCUGCUGGUCGGGCUCGGCGCUGCUGUUCCGGCGGCUGCGGAGCGUCCUGCAGCCGAGCGGCGGCGGCGGCGGCGACGAGGGCCGCGCCGCCGAGAUCCUGGAGCAGGCCGAGUUUGUGCUGGAUGCGGCCAGGGUGGACCACCCCUCGCUGCCGCCGCCCCCCGGGCUGGAGCCCCUGCUGCUGGGCGACGGGGCCGGCGCCCAGGGCCUGCUGGAGCUCCACAGGCGAGUGACGGAACAGGAGGCGAGCCCUCCGGCCCUGCGCUGCCUCUGUAGGGCCUUCUUGAGGAGACACCUCCAGCCCGGGCCCCUGGGUCGCAAAGUGAAAGCGCUGCCGCUGCCGGACCGCCUCAAAGACUUUCUGCUGCCAGAACACACAGCGAGUCUGAAGCCGAGCUGGAGGUCGUUCAGGCCCGUACACGCCUCACCGUGAGAGGUCCGUCUGUCUGCUCAGAGUGGGAGAAAAUCUGCUGUACAACGUAAAUGUUGCUGGAAUGUCUUAAUAAUAAUCUUAAAUUAACACUUGAUUAUUAAUGUAAUGAGCUACCACUGAGGCCUUUUUAGUUAGAAAGAUAAUGUGCCAUUUUACAUGUCCGUACAGGUUCACAAUCAGGUUCACAAUCUUCUCUUAGCAAUGCUGGGAUUUGUUAUGCAUAUGAUGUAAUUCUGUUUUAAUGACACUAGAUGGCACUGGGACUCUCAAAAUGCACACAUGACCGCUUUUCUUUUCCUCUUUCGUUCUGGUUUCAUCUUCUAGAUUUUGGAUAAUUUUCAGUGGCUAAAAUAGCAUCAGCAACAGCUGCCAAUUUAAACACAUGUCCAUUUUCCUCACAGUUGUGUUUUUACUGAAGAUGGGAAAAAUAUACCAGUUAUUCCCCGAUUGUAUUGUGGUCCAGUUUAAUGUGUAUCGUCCAUAGUCCUAUUUUCCAAGCAGCCAUGCAGCGGCACUGUAGCCUCGAACAUGCCUAGUGGUCUUUAGUUAUCUAUUAGGGAGACGAGGCUGGGUAAUUGGUGAUAUAUUUCUAACUUUCUUCCUCGAGGCGCUGUUCCACGUGGAGCCCAUGCUACAUGAAUAAGUGGUAUUUUCAUAAUAAUAAGUAAUAAGUCAUAAUGAAUUGCAUGUACAUGAGAAAUAAAGUCAUACAUAUUGUGA